AGGGUGACGUCAGAUGGGUCAGCCGUCAGGCGGGAUGGGAGCGCGGACAUCGCGGCGCGCCGCAAUCUUUGUCGAACAGCAGCGGGAUGAGCGCGCGGAUGCUGUGGCUGGUGCUUGUCUGCGCUUCAGUGGCGCAUGCAGCACGCAUCUUGGCCGUACUACCAACUAACACGAAAAGCCACUAUGCGAUGUACGGCCGCCUCAUCGAUGCUCUUGCCCGGAAGAACCACCAGUUGACCGUCAUAACACAUUUCACAAUGAAAAAUCCACCGACCAACGUGGAAGAGAUCAACUUAGCUGGUACGAUACCUGAAAUUACCAAUAACCUAACUAAACAGCAUACUUCCUUGAAACCAGAUGCCGUACGAAAUUUGGAACAAAUUAUGAAAGAAUGUGUUCACGCUUGCGAAGUUGUUUCACAAAACCCUGCCGUGAAAGCGCUGGUCAAUUCGUCAAAAACUUUCGAUUUAGUUAUAGUUGAAGUUUUUGGAAGUGAAUGUUUUCUACCCUUUGGUACUAGAUUUAAAGCUCCAGUUGUUGGGCUCCUAUCGAGCGUACCUCUUCCAUGGGUCAACGAGCAAUUGGGUAACCCAGAAGGAACAUCAUACAUACCAGCGUAUAUGUUGGGUUUUGGACAAAGUAUGAAUUUAUGGGAACGUUUUGUUAAUACCAUAGCUGUUAUUUACUCCAAGAUUAACUACAAGAAUAAGUCCCAGCAACCUUCACAGAUAAUUGCUGAUCGUUUAUUUGGUCCUGGGCCUAAAUUGGAAACAUUAGCACAAAACUAUAGUCUAGUUCUUGCCAACAGCCAUUUUAGUAUCAAUGAAGUACGACCAUUAGUUCCUGCUUUGAUAGAAGUUGGAGGAUUGCACCUUGACAAUUCACAAGUGUUGCCAAAGGAAUUAAAGCGACUCUUAGACAACUCACAUGAAGGCGUAAUAUACUGGAGUUUUGGUUCUAUGUCACGAAUUGAAACUAUACCCAGUAAGAAAUUGGCACAGAUUUUCACAGCUAUAUCUGAACUAUCUCAAACUGUUCUCGUGAGGAUGGACCGCCAAUUGCUUGCAAGGAAUCUCACCGUUCCAGACAACGUAUAUACUAUGGACUGGAUACCUCAAUAUAAGACCUUAUGUCACCCAAACGUAAAACUGUUUAUAUCUCAUGGGGGUCUACUAGGAACACAAGAAGCGGUAGCGUGUGGCGUUCCAACGCUUAUGGUGCCCUUGUAUGCUGAUCAGGCCUUGAAUGGACGCGCCAUGAGCGAUCGUGGCGUCGCAAGGAUAAUUUCCUUAAAGGAUUCAUGCACAGAUACAUGGAGGGAAACAUUCUACGAUUUACUUACAGAUAUUAGGUACAAAGAAAACGCGCUUAAAUUGAGAGAUAUUUUCCUCGACCGGCCCUUGCCGCCGCUGGAGACCGGAAUCUACUGGAUCGAAUACGUCCUAAGACAUAGAGGGGCUGGACAUCUGCGGUCACCGGCUCUCGACUUAUCAUACACACAGUAUCUUUUAUUAGACGUGUUAGCUCUCAGCAUAGCUAUCACCUCGUUGGCUAUUUACAUCCUCCAUAAACUAUUUCGAUAUUUAUGUACACGUUGCAUUCGGUGGUGGCCCAAAGACAUAGUCUUAGAGAAGAGACUCUUCAGACGAAAUAUUAGUCUAUUUCAUUGUUUUCUUUGGAUAUACAAGGUGAAAACGAAUUAACGAUAGUUAGAUUUAAUUAACGUCAAUUUUAUCGUCAAUUCGUUGUCCAACACUAGUAUGUACGUUGUAAAUAAUAAUAUGUAAGAUAUUUAUUAUUUUCCCCUGUGACAUAUCAAACACAAAUGUUUAUGUGAGUUUAUUGAAUGCAACAAAAGAGUAACAUAGAACUAACCGAUUCAAAUAUCUCUAUCUAAAUGUUUUAUAAAUGUGUUCCGAAAAUAAUGUAUGUAUGUAUGUAUUACGAAAAUUAGUCAUCGGAUAUUGUGUGAUGUAACGGAGAUAAUAUAAGUGUUCAAAUUAGAAUAAUAAUAAAAAAUAA
Vanessa tameamea is the source of this 2022-nucleotide messenger RNA. RefSeq names its product UDP-glucosyltransferase 2-like (gene UGT47A1). Gene Ontology annotation, molecular function: UDP-glycosyltransferase activity. Lineage: Eukaryota; Metazoa; Arthropoda; Insecta; Lepidoptera; Nymphalidae. The transcript has 6 exons. Bases 87 to 1703 code for a protein of 538 amino acids. The record is from RefSeq and is a predicted model, not a curated record.